Messenger RNA from Cylindrotheca closterium, 684 nucleotides. The record is from the annotation of a GenBank genome assembly. Lineage: Eukaryota; Bacillariophyta; Bacillariophyceae; Bacillariales; Bacillariaceae.
AUGAAGAUCUCCGCCGCUCUCACCUUCCUCGUCACCGCCGCCUCUUUUGGUAACUCUUUGGCCUUUGCCCCUGCUUCUCCUGGUGUCAAGAACACCAAGCAACAGACAUCGUUGGCUUCCACCCUUCCUCCCAGCAGUGAAUGGAAAGGAUAUUACACCAACUACGCCGAUACACAAGUCGUCUUGACUGGAGCCGAUCGAAACUUUGAUCCAUUGGGCUUCUCCGACAACAAUGCGGGACUCUUCUUUAUGCGCGAAGCCGAAAUCAAGCACUGCCGUUUGGCCAUGCUCGCUGCUGCCAGUUGGCCCGUGGCGGAACUUUUGGACCGCCCCAUUGCCAAUCUCAUUGGUCAGCCAGCCAUUGUCGAUGCCAGCGACAGAAACCCAAGUGUCUUGAAUGGAGGACUUGAAAAGAUCAGUCCUUUGUACUGGGCUACCGUUUUGGUUGCUGCUGCUGCCAUUGAUUUGUACCAAAUCAACACGGCAAACGCCAACCCUGAUACCUACACUCCAGGUAAUUUGGGUUUUGAUCCUCUCGGUCUUUACCCCAAGGAUGAGGCCGGUCAAAAGAACAUGAUGGCCAAGGAAUUGCGUAAUGGACGCUUGGCCAUGAUUUCGGUUGCCGCAUUUGCAGCACAAGAAUAUGUUGCCAAUGUCGGCAUUGUCGACCAAACGCCACUCUAA